This is a messenger RNA of Cryphonectria parasitica EP155, 509 nucleotides long. Its product is annotated as Prefoldin, subunit 4. The coding region runs from base 45 to 452 and encodes 135 amino acids. Gene Ontology annotation, cellular component: cytoplasm; prefoldin complex. NCBI's taxonomy places the organism in Eukaryota, Fungi, Ascomycota, Sordariomycetes, Diaporthales, Cryphonectriaceae. Gene Ontology annotation, biological process: protein folding. The transcript has 4 exons. The record is from RefSeq and is a predicted model, not a curated record.
CCUUGAAUCCAGCCCGGUUGAAUCCCAGCCCGAGGACAGACAAGAUGCAGAGGCGUAUGUUGACAAAGGAGGACGAGCAGGCCGUCGGCGACGAAGUCGAGGUCAGGAGGGAAGACCAGGACAAGAUCAAUAAGUUCAGCCGGCUACACCAACGAGAACUAAAGUACGAGGAGGCGCUCAAGCUCAAGAAUAAGGAGAAAGAGGAGCUCGACGAUAUCACGAUGGAGCUAGAGCUGGCAGACGAGGACGACACAAUACCAUAUAAAAUUGGCGACUCGUUCUUCCACGUCACGGUGGCCCAAGCGCAGGAAAUGCUCGGCACGGGGACGGCCAAAAUUGAGGAGGACAUAUCAGAGAUCGAGGACAAGCUGAACACGGCGCGAGAGGAGAUGUCGCAGUUGAAGGUCGAGCUGUAUGCCCGCUUUGGACGGAGCAUCAAUCUGGAGACCUAGAAUGAAGCAUCUCUGUACACACGCGCGCGCGCACACCACACACACACAUUGGGACAU